This is a messenger RNA of Strongylus vulgaris, 921 nucleotides long. The record is from the annotation of a GenBank genome assembly. NCBI's taxonomy places the organism in Eukaryota, Metazoa, Nematoda, Chromadorea, Rhabditida, Strongylidae.
AUGUUAUCUCGUGUAGUACCAGUAGUUUGUCGUGCAGCAGUAGCUCGUAAUGCACUAAGAUUCCUUAGCACGCAGACAGCGGAUGAGUUUACUUUGCAUGAAUAUAGUGAGAAGUACUUAGGCCACCGCAAGGCUGCGUUCACGGAGAAGCUAGAGAUAAUUGAUCCCGAUAAGGCACCGUCUCUUCCAAUUUACCGCGUUACCGAUUCGACUGGUAAUAUCUUAGAUGCGUCACAGGAUCCUAAUUUUGAUAAGGAAACUUCUCUGAAAAUUUACCGAUCUAUGACUCAGUUAAAUGUGAUGGACCGCAUUCUCUACGAUUCUCAGCGACAAGGACGAAUUUCAUUUUACAUGACUAACUUUGGAGAAGAGGGAGCACAUGUUGGAUCGGCAGCAGCGCUUAAGAAUGAAGAUCUUAUUUUUGGACAAUAUCGCGAAGUCGGCGUUUUGAUGUGGAGAGACUUUCCACUUGAUAAUUUCAUGAAUCAGUGCUAUGGAAAUUGUAAGGAUAUAGGAAAAGGCAGGCAAAUGCCCGUCCACUACGGUUCGGUUGAGCAUAAUUUUGUCACGAUCUCUAGUCCACUCACCACCCAACUACCACAAGCAGCUGGAUGCGCAUAUGCAUUCAAGCGCAAGCCCAACAAUGAUCGUAUCGUUGUUGUGUACUUUGGAGAUGGAGCAGCGUCAGAGGGGGAUGCGCACGCCGCAUUCAACUUCGCUUCAACUUUGGAAUGUCCGAUCAUUUUCUUCUGCCGUAACAAUGGCUAUGCCAUUAGCACACCGACAUCAGAACAGUAUGGUGGUGACGGCAUUGCUGGAAGAGGCCCCGGCUACGGUUUACACACUAUCCGGUCAGAUAAUGGCAUUAGGAGAUGUUACAAGCUCCGAUUGUUUGCUUUUGUUGCAGUGUUGAUGGAAAUG